AUGUUUUAGGAUAGAUAUCAAUACCUUUUAGUCUCGCCUAAUGAAAUCGCUAAUUUAUCUAUAGAUUGUAAAUAUUAAUGCUAUUAUUAAGCCAAUUACAUUAAAAAAGGGAGUCUUCGAAGAAUCUUUAAGAAUGUUUAAUUUGACACUUUCGAGAAUCAACAAUUAAAAGAAUUUAAGGAAUAUCUCGAUUCCAUUCCAGUUGAAUAUUUAAAAGAGUAUGAUUCAUCUUAUAAUAUUUGAGAGUUCAAAAUGAUUCUGUAUUAUUGCGAUUCUUGUAUGCUCAUAAAUUUGUUAAAGAAGACACUGUAAACUAUUUUGUGGAUCAUUUAAAUUGGUUAAACAAUCCUGAAACUAUGAAUCUGGAAGAUAUUCCAUAAUAUUCUAAAUUAGUUUAAAUUAUUGGAAGAGAUGAAAUGCUAAGACCUGUGCUACACAUAUCUUUGAGUCUACCUCUUGAUGACUUAUUUAUCAAAGCAAUAACAAAUAAACUUAUUAUUAUGGAAGACUAUAUGUUUGUGCCUGGUAAAGUAGAAAGUUGGAUUAUGAUUGUUGAUAUAAGUUAAACUAAUCCAAAUAUUAAACCUGAAAAAAUUUAAUAGGCAAUCAAACAUUUUGUUACUAAUUUUCCAAUGUCUUUAGAGUAAAUCUAUUUUUUAGAAGUGAAUUUAAUAUUAAAAUAAAUUGGAGAUAAUAUUUUAAAGUUGGAUGAAAUAAAAAAAUUAAAUUUUGAAGAUAAAAUUACAAUUACAAGUAAAGUCAAAUAUGAGAAAGAGAAAAUUCAAUUUCUAUCUCCAGAAUAUGUUCAUUUAUUUGAAAAUGAUACUUAACUAAAUCAUAGCUUAUAAUAAAACCAAUAGAAUCCAUUUUCUAUAUUAUAAUAAUAACCAUCAUAAUCUUCUUUACCAUUUGCAUAAUCUCCUAAUCAAAUAAUACGUAAUUAACCAAACUAAUCUAAUCAAAUGGCAUAAUAACCAUCACAAUUAAUUCUUAAUUAACCGUAACCUACUUUAUAUGGUCAUCCAUCUAAAUUAUCAAAUGAUGGUGAAUUAAUUGGCCCCUUAUAUCCAAUGAUUGUCUAUGCUUCUGCUUAACCAUAACCUUAUGUACCAGAAUAUCAUCACAAAGAAUUCUAAAUUCAACCUGCAACUUAAGUAGAUCCUCAUCAUAUGAUGAAUAAUAAUUAUUAUAACUAUUAAAAUAAUAUUCCAAAUCAAUAGAAUUUUGUUAAGACUUAGUAUGGCCAAUAAUAAUAAUAAUAUAAAGGCAUUUCAAAUCCUGAUUAUUUUGUGUAAAUUAUUAUUAUAAUAUAAAAUUAGUCGAACUAAGUAUGAUGACAUAAUAGAUUAAUAUAAUUGGAACAAAUAUGGUAUUACUCCAUAAUUACCAUCAGUAGAACCUGAAAAAAUUAUUAAUGAUGUCACAAUGCAUAUCUCUUCACCCCUUCAAUAAUAUACACCUUUAACACCUACUUUACAAGGAAUUCAAUAAACUGUUAAGAAAAAUGACCUCAAUUUAAAUCAUGACAUUUAUUCAACCUAUAAUAAUCAUAAUAAUCAUUUUGAAGAUCCCUUAAUUAUUAACAAAGAUCAUUUCCCAUAAAUAUCAGAACAUCCUAGCUUAACACAUUAUGAUCAUCCUCCUGACCAUUUUAAUAAAUAUACAAAUAUUGAUCUACCUAUUGAUCCUAUACCUCCAUUUCAUUAAUCAAUUAAAAAAUAUGAUAUUGAUCCAUAACCUUAUUAACCCUAUUAAACUUAUCAACCAAAAUAAAAUAUAGACUCAUAUCCUCCUAUUCAUCAUUAAAUUGAAAAGAAAUAUGAUUUUGGACCUAUUCCAAAUAGACCAUCAGAACAUUCCUUUCCAAACUCUUAAAUUAUUUAUGAUAAACCUUUCAUACCUGAUCGUAGUUCAAUUGAUACUCCUAUCACAACUAUGAAUUAUACUCAACCAAAAUAUUAAAGUUAUGUACCUUAGCCAUUAAGUAAUAAUCCUAUAAAUACCUUACCAUCCAAUCUUCAAACAAUACCUUUGUCAUCAAUACCCUAAAAUUCAGGAUACUCCCCAUACUAUCCAUAAUAGCCUUUUAGUCCAAUACCUAGUAGUACUAAUCUAUAUACUGCUCCAAAUUAUCCUAUUCCUAUCACUAAACCAUAAUAAUCAAGCUUAGAAUAGCCAAAAAUAGUAGAGUAAGAUGGAAUCAAAUUCUAAGAUGAAACCAUGGUAGUUGGUGAUAAUGAUCAUAGAUAAACAAAGAAUUCUAAUAGAGAUCCUGCUUUAGAUCAACAAUAAUGUGCAAUUUAUUGA
Paramecium pentaurelia is the source of this 2307-nucleotide messenger RNA. The record is from the annotation of a GenBank genome assembly. NCBI's taxonomy places the organism in Eukaryota, Ciliophora, Oligohymenophorea, Peniculida, Parameciidae.